GGGGUGAGGGAGACGCCGCGGAGCGGGGAGGCGGCUGCCGGAGCACGGCGCGAGGGGCUCCGCGGCGCGCUGCUGCUUCCCGCCCAAAGAGUAAAUGGCGACUCGUGCGUGUGUGUUGUGUGUGUGCGCGGCAGGUGUGAGCGCCCAGCGCCGCGUCCCGGCCGCGCCGGCCGCCCCUCCCGCGCCCCUGCCCGCCAGGAAAAAUGCCCGGGGUCCUGCCGAGUGACAGCGCCGCGCCCGCCAGAGGCAGCCCCUCCAAGAAGAACAGGCUCUCGCUGAAGCUGUUCCAAAAAAAGGAAGCGAAAAGAGCGCUGGAUUUCACCGAGUCCCAGGAAAAUGAACAAAAGAGUUCGGAAUUCAGGGGCUCCGAGAUUGACCAGGUUGUUCCAGCAGCACAGCCUCCCUCGCUCGUUAGCUGUGAGAAAAAAGACAACAUGUUGCCUUUUGUGGGCCUGAACAAUCUGGGUAACACUUGUUACCUUAACAGCGUCCUUCAGGUAUUGUAUUUUUGUCCUGGUUUUAAAACCGGAGUAAAACAUUUGUAUAAUAUCAUUUCAAAGAAGAAAGAAUCUUUGAAGGAGGAUGGAGAGCAAAAAGCAGAAAAGGGAAGUUGUAAAGAAGAUCCACUGGCAAGUUACGAACUGAUCUGUAGUUUGCACUCGCUCAUUCUUUCAGUUGAGCAGCUUCAAGCCAGCUUUCUCUUAAACCCAGAAAAGUACACGGACGAACUUGCCACUCAGCCACGGAGGCUACUGAACACCCUCAGAGAGCUCAACCCUAUGUACGAAGGUUACCUGCAGCACGAUGCCCAGGAGGUUCUACAGUGUAUCCUGGGCAACAUUCAAGAAACAUGUCAGCUACUGAAGAAGGAAGAAUUGAACAAACUGCCUGUGGAAGAGCCUGCAGCUAAACUGGAGGAAAAACUUGAUCAAAAUACCGAGAGCAACGGAACUGGCAGCCCCGCUGAGGAGGAGGGCGAGAAGGUACCAAGCAGCCACCUUGGAGAGACAGCUGAAGACAAGCUGCUCAAAGGAAAUGGGAAAAGAAAAAGCGAUGCUGAGGGAGGCAAUGCAAAGAAAAAAUCCAAAGUAUCAAAAGAGCAAAUUACAGCAGAAGAAAAUCAAAGACAAACAAGGUCCAAGAGGAAGGCGACAGGAGAGAAGCUGGAAACGCCAGCGGAGGCCAUUGGCAGGUGCUGCAGUGAGAACGAGAGCGCCAAGCCCACGCAGAAGAAGUCCCGGCUCAGAUUGAACUGGUUGAAAUCUUCCUGCAAACAGCCCAGCAUCCUGUCUAAAUUUUAUAGUCUAGGAAAGUUAACUACAAACUUGGGAUCCAAAGAUCCAGGGAAAGAAUAUGAUGACUGUGAGCCUGAAGAAUCAUCUGUAAAGUGUGAAAAUGGUGAGAGGAUCAAAGAGGAAUAUUGUGAGCCAGCGUCUCCUGGGGAAAGCCGUAACGAAAAAGAGCCAAAAAAGGAAGGUACAGAGCUGGCUGUUUUUGAACUAGUGGAGAAACUGUUCCAGGGCCAGUUAGUACUGAGAACAAGAUGCCUGGAGUGCGAGUGCUUUACUGAAAGAAGAGAAGAUUUUCAGGACAUCAGUGUUCCAGUGCAAGAAGAUGAACUUUCUAAAACUGAAGAGAGUUCUGAAAUUUCUCCAGAGCCAAAAACAGAAAUGAAGACACUUAAAUGGGCAAUUUCCCAGUUUGCCUCAGUGGAGAGGAUUGUGGGAGAGGAUAAAUACUUCUGUGAGAACUGCCAUCACUACACGGAAGCAGAACGCAGCCUUUUGUUCGAUAAAAUGCCUGAAGUCAUAACAAUUCAUUUGAAGUGCUUUGCUGCUAGUGGCUUAGAGUUUGAUUGCUACGGUGGACUGUCCAAGAUAAACACUCCCUUGCUGACCCCCCUCAAGCUGUCCCUGGAGGAAUGGAGCACGAAGCCCACCAACGACACCUACGGGCUGUUUGCUGUGGUGAUGCACAGCGGCAUCACCAUCAGCAGCGGACACUACACAGCUUCUGUCAAAAUCACAGACCUCAGCAGCCUGGAGCUGGAUACAGGAAACUUCAUCACCGACCAAACGCACGAAAUGAUUAAGCCAGAGCCCCUGAACGAGGAGGAGGCCAGAACCGUGGCUGAAGACUACGACGACGGCGAAGUCUCCUUCAGAGUCAACGGGACCGCGCAGCCGGGGAAAGUCCUGAGCAAAAAGAACAUGGAAGCUGUGGGACUGCUCGGGGGGCAGAAGAGCAAGUCUGACUGUGACCUGUACACCAACAAGCCAGCUAACCCUGACAAGUUUCUGAACGUAGUUACUGAAAGCAGAAACCCCGAGGGCGGCAGCAGCAGUGGGAGCGCAGAGUGCAGCGCAGAGCACGGCCAGCACAACGGCAUCGCGUCCGGCGCACUGGAGAACAAAGCUCUCUACGUGCUGCAGAGCCUGAAGGAGUAUGAAGGAAAGUGGUUGCUUUUUGAUGAUUCUGAGGUGAAGGUCACGGAGGAAAAGGACUUUCUGACUUCUCUGUCCCCGACAUCGUCAUCUACAUCGACUCCUUACCUACUGUUUUAUAAGAAAAUUGUAGAGUGAUACUGUAUUUGGACUGUAAAUAUUAGGGAUUUGCAUACACUCAGUCUGAUUUGCAUCCAAAAAACACCUGGAAGAGGGAGCUGUCUGGUUUUUUGAAGCUACAGGAUCAUAACGUUUCUGGUCUUUUUGUUUGGUGUAAGUGGCUCAACGUGAAUUAACAAAACCAUGACACAGACCUUAACCUGCAUCAGAACUUCCCCGCUGGAGAAUAGUGGUGACGACCUUUUAGACGUACCCGUUUGUAUAGUCCCUGCAGGAUGCAUCCAGCACAGGGUAGUGGUUUUAACACAACUCUAGGUCUCACACAUGCCUCUUGUAUUAUUAGCUUUUUUAAAAAGAAAUAAAAUGUAUUUGUAUCCCUCUCCUGGAGUUCAAUGUACAUUAACCAGCAGCUGGCCUCGGAAGGUGUGUAUUUUUGUAAGUGGGGAAGUAAUGCUUAUUUAGUCUUCGGGGUAAGCGUUGUGGUUUAUUCUCCAGCAGUUCUGUACCACUCAGGAGCACAGCAGGAGGGUCCUGUAGCCUUGUGUGUUGGAAGGAACAGAACUCCAUAGAACCGCUUUGAAUGGUCUGAUUUGCAUCUUUGUUGCAUAGGUGUUAAAUGGGCAAAAGUGUAAAUAGGUGUGAUUAAUACUUCAAAAUGGGGGGGGGGGGGUUGUAGUGUAAUUAAAAUCAUUUUGUACUUCUAAGAGUAAAGGCCUCUAAUAUGCAUAUCUGGGUGGAUUUGGAACUUAGUGGUGAUCUUUUAACAGUUCAUUUGUACUUGGAGCUCCCUGAAGUGUGGGAGAAGCAUUUGGCUUGGAUGCUUUGUUAAUGUAAAUAUGAAAUAAAAAGUUUGAG
Messenger RNA from Colius striatus (speckled mousebird), 3419 nucleotides. It is a transcript of the gene USP1, whose product is annotated as ubiquitin specific peptidase 1. Lineage: Eukaryota; Metazoa; Chordata; Aves; Coliiformes; Coliidae. Gene Ontology annotation, cellular component: nucleus; cytosol. The coding region runs from base 204 to 2582 and encodes 792 amino acids. The transcript is spliced from 8 exons. Gene Ontology annotation, molecular function: cysteine-type endopeptidase activity; cysteine-type deubiquitinase activity. The record is from RefSeq and is a predicted model, not a curated record. Gene Ontology annotation, biological process: regulation of DNA repair; protein deubiquitination.